Messenger RNA from Aspergillus brunneoviolaceus CBS 621.78, 840 nucleotides. RefSeq names its product A4/G1 family peptidase. The coding region runs from base 1 to 840 and encodes 279 amino acids. Gene Ontology annotation, molecular function: glutamic-type endopeptidase activity. The record is from RefSeq and is a predicted model, not a curated record. Lineage: Eukaryota; Fungi; Ascomycota; Eurotiomycetes; Eurotiales; Aspergillaceae. Gene Ontology annotation, biological process: proteolysis. The transcript has a single exon.
AUGAAGCUCUUAGCCCCCAUUCUAGCCACCACCUGCCUGGCUAGUAGCGUCCUAGCAGCUCCCCGCAGUGGGCUAGCAGAGCGCAUGCAAGCCCGGUCCAUGGCUCGUGGUUCGCGUCCCCUACAGCCACACCCUUCAGAAUCAGACCCCAAGAGCAACCACCGCGAGGAAGUGGCUUCGUCCCCGAACACAUCUCACGUCACAUACAGCAGCAAUUGGGCCGGCAUUGUGCGAGAGGAACCGCCCAGCUCAGGUCCGUACACAGCCGUCAGCGCGACCUUUCAGGUCCCCAAGCCCACCGCUGCAGCCAGCAGCCGCGGCACGCAGGCCGGCUCCGCCUGGGUCGGCAUCGACGGCGACACGUACAACGCCGCCAUCCUCCAGACUGGGGUGGAUUUCUACGUCCAGAACGGCAAGGUCUCCGGCGAUGCCUGGUACGAAUGGUACCCAGACUACGCGUACGACUUCGAUCUCUCCGUGAGCCCUGGGGAUACCAUCGUGGCCAAGGUCCAGGCCCUCUCGCCCAGCCAGGGGGUGGCCAUCAUCGAGAACAAGUCCACCGGCCAGAAGGCGACGCAGACGAUUUCCGCCCCUGAAGCGACGGCCACCCUGGCGGGCCAGAAUGCUGACUGGAUCGUCGAGGAUUUCCAGGCGGGCGAUGAACAGGUUGCGCUCACAGACUUCGGCACGGUCACGUUCACCGGCGCGCAGGCCCAGGGCGGGGGCCAGACCGUGGGUGUCCAGGAUGGGACGGUCAUUGAGCUGAAGCAGAAUGAUCAAGUGAUGACGGAGGUGGAUGUACAGAGCGACACGAAGUUCAGCGUUACCUACAUAGGAUGA